Messenger RNA from Trichomonas vaginalis G3, 702 nucleotides. Its product is annotated as antigen BSP-related family. The record is from RefSeq and is a predicted model, not a curated record. NCBI's taxonomy places the organism in Eukaryota, Parabasalia, Trichomonadida, Trichomonadidae. The transcript has a single exon. Bases 1 to 702 code for a protein of 233 amino acids.
AUGUGUUCCAAAUUAGUAGUUGAAUUCCCUAACCAGACAAUGAAAAUUGGUGAAUCCGCAUUUGCCUAUUGCGACAAAGUUGUUAUUAAUACAAUUUAUCAAGGAUAUUAUAUUAGCAAAGGCGCAUUUAUGGAUUGCAAAGGAAUAACAGAUUUAAAGUUCUUUGGCACAAAUUCAAUUUACGAGAGAACUUUUAAAGGAUGUGAAAAUCUGAAAUCUGUUGAUUUGACUGGUCACAACGAAGACUUGAUGAUUCAAAAUUAUGCUUUUGCAUACUGUUCUAAACUUCAGACACUCAAAGGCAGCGAAAAAAUUGGUGUUGUAGCCGAUGGUGUAUUUGUCGGAACAAUUAUUGAUGGCGAAUUAGAUUUAUACUGCACUGCAGUAGGAGAUUACGCGUUUAAAGGAACACACAUCACAAAGGUUACAAUGAAUCAAUAUAUACUCUUUGGUGGAAGUUCAUUUAAAGAUUGCAAGCAACUUCAAACACUUGUUCUGAAUGAUUCUGAAUUAGGCGCUUCAUGCUUUGCUGGUUGCACUUCAUUAUCAGAUAUCGAUUUAGCCAAUGUUAAAGUGAUUGGCGACAACUGUUUCGCAGAUUGCCAAUCAUUGAAGUCAGUGAAUAUUCAAAAUGUCCAAAAUCUUGGUAUAUUCCAUUCAGCAACACAGGAAUUAAAUCAAUUGUAUAUCCAUCUGCUUUGA